Molecule: messenger RNA, 1737 nt
Organism: Yarrowia lipolytica CLIB122
Lineage: Eukaryota; Fungi; Ascomycota; Dipodascomycetes; Dipodascales
Source: RefSeq, a predicted model, not a curated record
AUGCUGUCUCGAACUCCCCGACCAGACACCAAGCACAAGCGAAAGUCGUCACUACUGGAUCUCUUCGGUCUCGGACAACUCGCAAAGGAAGACCCCCAGGUGCCUGAAAUCUCAGCACCCAUCCCCAGCUCGCUACAGCAGUUCCAUACGACCCCCCAGGAUCUGCAAGGCGAGUUCAUCGAUCUCACUCUGGGCGCCAAACGAGACUCGUCACACUUUCACGCUGAAUGUGAAACGCCGCCCAAACGGCGCUCCUACUACGACCCCAACACAGACCAGCUUUCGCCCAUUCAAAACGUGGACGCCAACGACCUCGUCAACGAAACCAUCUCGCUGCGAAACAGAGACUCCAGCAGGGACUACACUCACCUGUCCCACUCCGCGCAACCGUCACUGUCGGAAUCUCUCCACGACUCCGAGUCACACUGCAUGUCAGAGUCGCAACCGCAGACACCCCAUACAGACUACAACGACGAAUUUGAAGACGACGACGCUGCCAUCCUACAAGCCGAGUGCGUCGAAUUCCAUCAACCGCGAUUCCAGACAAUGAACCCGGCGUCCAUGCACUCUGUCUCCACCAUUGGAGAUGCCUGUGUGCGAGUUGGAUGCUCUUCUCCCGCCUUCUCGGACGCUGAUCCAUUCAAGAAGCGAGAGUCGAUGCUCUCCACCUCCACUCUGGACAGAACCCCCUCGAAAAGAGGCAACAAAAAUGAUCUCAUCGACAGAUACCUCAACUCCCUCUACGAUAGUCAAGAUCACCCUUCCAUCGACGAUGACAUGAACAUGGACGUUGACGAAGAUACUACUCGAGUCUACUAUCAGCAUCCCGUGACUCCUCCCCAGUCCACGUUCAACUUCCCCACAAGAGAUUCCUCUCUGCCCCAAAAUUCACCUCGAAACGAGUUACAAUCUGCAUCUUCCUGUUAUUCUUCUAAUGUGUCUAGCGCCCAAAAGUCCGUUCAGGUGGAAGACGCCUCGUUCGCUAUGAUCAACCCUUACGCCAACGGUUCCCGGUCAUCUUCUGCAUCUGUCAAUGUGGUACCUCGAUCCCGAGUGGCCUCUUCAGGCGGAGUUAACAGAAAGCCUGUUCCUGCCAGACAGGAGGAGUCCGUCAUGGGAGAAUUUGAGAACGAGCUGGCCCGUCUGGACUCCAUUGGUACCUUCACUGAGCUGCCUCCUCCUGUCUCAUACGCCAGUUCUAUCAUCAGCGAUAAGUUGACCCCCCACCCUGCUCUUGUCAAUGCUCGCAACACUGCUCCUGGAAUGGGUUCUCGAAACGGCUCACAGCGAGACAUUUCCCGAGAUAUGGCUGGCAUGUCCAUUGCCUCCUCCUCGACACAGUCGGUCAACCAUGCUGCUCGAAACCCCCAUAUUCAGCAGCACUCCACUACACCUUCUGUUUCUUCUGACAACAGAUCCAAAAGACAUUCUCUCAGUGGCAAGUUUGGUAAGCUUAAGGACUUUGGGCGACGAAUUACACACUCCAAGCCUACUGCUCCUGCUCCUACUCCCGCUGUCUCUUCUGCUGCCCCUACCCCUCGACCUGGUUCUAACAGAUCUGACAACAGCCGACGACGAUCCAUGCUGGGCUUGUUUGGCUCUUCUGGCGAAGACAACAAGAACUCUUCUGCUUCGCACCGACGAACCUCUACUCUUGCUAGCAGCCACAUCAACGUUGCCCCUGUUAUUAACAUGCGGUUCGAGUCUGAAAAGCCCGACAUUGGACGAGGAUUCUAG